AUGGAUGAUACUCAGGAGGAUGCUAGGUACCUGCCAAAUCGUUAUGGCAUAACUAAUCCGGAGUUUCCUGUUCACAAUGGCACUUAUGCUUGGAAUGUUGGCAAUGAGUAUGUUGAGGACGAUGAUAAUGAUGUUAAUGACGAAGAUAUGGAAUAUGAAGAUGAUGAUGAGGAUGAUGGUGGAGGUAGUAGUGUUCAGAGGAUAGGUAACGAUGAUUAUGUUGAUGAUGAUGGUGAUGAGGACGAGGACGAGGACGAGGAUGAGGAUGAUUAUGGUAAUUUACAGAGGCACCCGAAAAAGAGAAAAUUGAAAAGCUUGUUAUCAAGUUACGAGUUUGCACCUCGAGUACCACCACCAUCAUCUGCAACUCAUGCAGUGCCUAAGCCAUCAUAUGGUGGAUGGAAUCCGCAUACAGAUUGGACUGAGAGCGAGACCGUUGUCUUACUGGAUGCUUGGGGUGAUAGGUUUCUCAAACAUGGGAGGAAGAGCCUUCGGUCUGAAGAGUGGCAAGAAGUUUCUAAGAAGAUGAAGUUGGGAGAAUCUGAGGGUUCCACUAGUAAAUGGGUGUAUUUCAAGAAGAUGGAUAUGUUGCUGUCAUCAGGCCCACAACAAGCAGGCCUAUCGUGUGGAGUGGACUCAGGGGAGUAUACAUUCAUAAACCCUAAAGUUUAUCUGAAUAGCUCAAAUGGAAUGGAUGAGAUGAGAGAUAGUCCGGGGAAUUCAGAAUCCACCAAAGGCGAGGAAGGUGAAUCGGAAGGUCUUCCUCCUAAGAAAACAAGGAAUGAAAUGGGUAAUGGAGCUUCUCUUAAACUGCUUGCUGAUUCCAUCCAGAAAUUUAGUGACAUAUAUGAGAAGAUCGAGAAUAGUAAGAGACAACAAAUGCUAGAACUGGAAAAAAUGAGGAUGGACUUCCAUAGAGAUUUGGAAUUGCAGAAAAGGCAGAUUCUAGAGAGAGCUCAAGCUGAGAUUGUGAAGAUACGACAAGGUAAUGAAGAUAAUGAUGUGUCAGCUUAG
Fraxinus pennsylvanica is the source of this 1014-nucleotide messenger RNA. Lineage: Eukaryota; Viridiplantae; Streptophyta; Magnoliopsida; Lamiales; Oleaceae. The record is from the annotation of a GenBank genome assembly.